Tarenaya hassleriana is the source of this 552-nucleotide messenger RNA. Its product is annotated as protein NUCLEAR FUSION DEFECTIVE 6, chloroplastic/mitochondrial. NCBI's taxonomy places the organism in Eukaryota, Viridiplantae, Streptophyta, Magnoliopsida, Brassicales, Cleomaceae. Bases 21 to 368 code for a protein of 115 amino acids. Gene Ontology annotation, cellular component: mitochondrion. The record is from RefSeq and is a predicted model, not a curated record. The transcript has 3 exons.
UUCAAAACCCUAAACCCCUGAUGUCAAAAUUUCCUUUUGCCCUUUCUACAAAAAAUCAGAGGGGAAAAAAUAACAAAUCAGAAGCUUCAAUGUCCGCCGCCAGAUCCGUUCUCCGCUCCGCCGCAGGCCGCGUCUCCGCCGCUGCGUCGAGAUUCUCCGCCGGUCCGAAGCCUUGUCCGGCGUCGGCGCGGUCGACGUUUCGGAUAUCCAAACAGAGCCCACUAUCUCAUCGCAUUUUCAGAUGUCCGGUGGAAAUGAGCUGCUGCCUGGAGACGAUGAUGCCGUACCACACGGCCACUGCGUCUGCUUUGCUCGAUUCGAUGCUCUCUGUUUCUCGCCGCUCUUGCUGGACCCUCGAAGAUUCCUAAUGCAGUGGUUGCAUCUCUCUCUGGAUGGUUCGAGGGUUCUGGCAAAAGUUUCAGGUGACUGUUGGUUCAAGGCAUUGAAGGCUUAGUGGUGGCUCUGUUACUUCUGAAAACCCAUCAAGUGUUUCUAUAGUUUUUAUUAAGUAAAGUUACUUCAAAUCUUCAAAUAAUAUGGUAAUUUUUUUUA